AUGAGCCACCCCAGCGAUGGUACAGAUCGACCUGGCAGCUCGUCUCUUGACCAAGGCAAUGUCGGUGAGCAGCGAACCAGCUUCUCGGACUUCGACAUUAGCACGCUGAAAGGCGAUGCUCCGGAAGCAGCGGAGGGAGAAGGUUCGCCGACAGUUGGAGCGGCUGGUGCCAGUAAUGGUGGCCAGAAGCCUCAAGUUGGUAGCGACGAGUGGCACAAAGUGCGCCGCGACAACCAUAAAGAAGUGGAGCGUCGACGUCGCGAGACCAUCAACGAAGGCAUCACUGAGCUGGCUAAGAUUGUCCCAGGCUGCGAGAAGAACAAGGGUAGUAUCCUUGCUCGUGCCGUCCAGUUCAUCACACAGCUGAAGGAGAAUGAGACUCAAAACAUUGAGAAAUGGACUCUUGAGAAGAUGCUCACAGAGCAGGCUAUUGCCGAGCUCAGCUCAAGCUGCGACAAGCUUAAGAACGAAUGCCAACGCGCCUGGGCAGAAUGCGAGCAAUGGAAAACAGCUGCUCAAAAGGCAGGUGUCACUAUCGAUGGUAGCGACAAGCUUCCUAGCGGCGAACAAACCGAGUGA
Molecule: messenger RNA, 579 nt
Organism: Dissoconium aciculare CBS 342.82
Lineage: Eukaryota; Fungi; Ascomycota; Dothideomycetes; Mycosphaerellales; Dissoconiaceae
Exons: 2
Coding region: 1-579 (192 amino acids)
Cellular component (GO): nucleus
Molecular function (GO): DNA-binding transcription factor activity; protein dimerization activity
Source: RefSeq, a predicted model, not a curated record